Anoplopoma fimbria (sablefish) is the source of this 5074-nucleotide messenger RNA. It is a transcript of the gene rasgrp3, whose product is annotated as RAS guanyl releasing protein 3 (calcium and DAG-regulated). Bases 334 to 2442 code for a protein of 702 amino acids. Gene Ontology annotation, molecular function: calcium ion binding; guanyl-nucleotide exchange factor activity. Gene Ontology annotation, cellular component: plasma membrane. The record is from RefSeq and is a predicted model, not a curated record. The transcript is spliced from 17 exons. Gene Ontology annotation, biological process: Ras protein signal transduction; positive regulation of GTPase activity. Lineage: Eukaryota; Metazoa; Chordata; Actinopteri; Perciformes; Anoplopomatidae.
AGUGGUGGCUUUAUACGCAGCAGUAGGCCUACUCUAUAUGGCUCAGACAAACAAAGCGCUUUGGAAUGAUAGAGGGCCAACUGAAGAAAGAAUAAGGAGUCACCAGACCAGCUAUGCUGGUUUCAGUAGCAGCCUUUUGGACCCUGCUGGAUUUGGGUUUUGAUGUGGAUUGAACAGACAAAAGGUGGAUCUAUAUAUGAACAUGUUUAAAAGGAUCUAUGUGGUCUGCUGGUAGAUCUUCUCUGGUUGGAAGUCUAAGUUGAGGAAAACCCUGAUUGGUCCAGAGCAGUGAGAAGAAACUGUUGACCUCUGUCCUUUCUCCAGCCUGACACUAUGGGAUCAUCCACAUUCGGAAAGGCAGCAUCUCUGGACGCUCUCUUAAAUGAAUGCAUUCAUGCAUUUGAUGACAAUGGGGAUCUGAAGGCCAACCUGCUUCCUCGCACCCUGCUGCUGAUGCAUCGCUGGUACAUUACAUCCUCAGAACUGGCGGAAAAACUACUGAUGAUGUACCGUGACAGCAAAGCUGAAACCUGCCAGAGAACCAGGCUGAAGAUUUGUUAUCUAAUGAGGUACUGGAUUGUGACAUUCCCUGCAGAGUUCAACCUGGAUUUGGGUCUGAUCCAGAUAACAGAGGAGUUCAAAGAUGUGGCUGCUCAGCUGUCCUGUGAGGAGCAUUUCAAGCUCCUUGACAUCUCCACCAUUCCGUCAUACGAAUGGAUGCGUAAGUUGACCCAGCGCAAGAAGCAGGCUAAGAAAGGAAAGGCCUCACUGCUGUUUGACCACCUAGAGCCUAUGGAGCUGGCCGAGCAUCUCACCUUCCUGGAGUUCAAGUCCAUACGGAGGAUAUCGUUCACUGAUUACCAGAGCUAUGUGAUCCACGGUUGCCUGGUGGACAACCCAACUCUGGAGCGCUCCAUUGCUCUGUUCAAUGGAGUCUCGCAGUGGGUCCAGCUCAUGGUGCUCAGCAAGCUAACACCUCAGACCCGCGCAGAGGUCAUCACCAAAUACAUCCAUGUGGCUCAGAAACUUCUGCAGCUACAGAACUUCAACACCUUGAUGGCGGUGGUGGGGGGGCUGAGCCACAGCUCCAUUUCUCGACUAAAGGAGACUCAUUCUUAUCUGGUUCCAGAAGUUGUGAAGAUCUGGAGCGAGAUGACUGAGCUGGUCUCUUCCAACAACAACUACUCCUGCUACCGAAAGGCCUUCAAUGAAUGCCAGGGCUUUAAAAUUCCCAUCCUGGGUGUGCACCUGAAGGACCUGAUCGCAGUGCAUGUAGUCUUUACUGACUGGGUUCAUGACAGUAAUCAGGUGAACCUAGUGAAGAUGCAUCAGCUCUACAUGACUUUCAAUGAGUUGGUGUCCUUGCAGAGUGCAGUGGCCCAGGUGGAACCCAACAUGGACCUCAUCUACCUGUUAACGCUUUCUUUAGACCUUUACUACACCGAAGAUGAGAUUUAUGAGCUGUCAUUGCUAAGGGAGCCACGUAACCCCAAAUCAUUGCCUACCUCUCCAACAACUCCCAACAAGUCCCUGGUCCCACUGGACUGGGCCUCUGGUGUCACCACCAAACCAGACCCUUCUGUGGUCAAUAAACACAUCAGGAAGGUAGUGGAAUCUGUGUUCAGGAAUUAUGACCAUGACCAUGAUGGCUUUAUUUCUCAAGAGGACUUUGAGAGCAUCGCUGCUAAUUUUCCCUUCCUGGAAUCGUUCUGUGUUUUGGACAAAGAUCAAGACGGAUUGAUCAGCAAGGAUGAGAUGAUAGCAUAUUUCCUCCGGGCUAACCCACUACUUCAGAGUAAGAUGGGUCAAGGUUUCAUCCACAACUUCCAUGAGAUGACGUACCUGAAGCCCACCUUCUGUGAACAUUGUGCUGGAUUUCUCUGGGGAAUCAUCAAACAGGGCUACAAGUGUAAAGACUGUGGCGUUAACUGUCAUAAACAAUGUCGGGAGCUGCUGGUCCUGGCCUGUAGGAAGCUCAUCCGUUCAAGCUCUCUAGGCAGUGUUUCUCCAGCAAGACUGACCCACAGCUCACUGCCCAGCAGCCCGGCACUGCCCACCUGUAAAGAUGAGGAUGAAGUAUUUGAGUUCCCAGCUGUCACAUCAGCAGGUCCAGCUCUGAACACUCAGUCCAUCACCCUGAUGACUGGCUCAGCCCAGAGGAUCUCUGUGCGCUUGCAGAGGGCCACCACAAGCCAGGCCACCCAGACAGACCCCCUCUGGCACGAACACAGUUGGGGGGCCACAGGCUGCGGCUCCCACACCUUCCCAAAAAUGAAAUACAGGACCCACAGAAAAACAUCUAAAAAUAAAGGUUUUGCCCGCUGUGAAAACCAGAAGGACCAGGCAGUUUCUACACGGUGCAGCAUGGACUCCCAGGAGAAGUCCGAAGUCUCAGGAGAGCUUGUACAGAACGGGAUUACACACAGAGGGAAGGACAGCUGACUUGGUCACGUUGAUGAGGGCCAGUCCCAGAGGUCCAGAAAGCCCCUAAUGGCUGGGGCCAGGAAGUUCUUCUCUCUGGAGGAUGUGCUGGGCUGCCUGAGGUCCCCCUUCAGUGACCUGGAGUUAUCAUGUCCUCUGUAGACUUCGGAACAGGCCGAGCUACAUGUUGACGCUGUGUAGCUGCAUGGAAGAACAUAAUGUGUGGUCUCUGCGAGAGGUCACACAGAUAUAGCUGAGGAGUUCAGUAGAUAAUGGACAAACAUCCAUUGUGAAUAACAUGGAUAACACCGCCGUCCUGUAAAGGGUGACCGGCUGGGGAUCAGUGCAGAUUACUACAUAUCUUAGGUUGGAGUUUGAUUCAGGACGUACAUACAUAACAUCAGCACUUGAAAAACUGAGAUUUUUUUUUUUUUUUAAACUUAACAAAAGUGUGGAAUGAAAUUCAGUGGAUGAAAGCAAGCCAGUUACUUUAUAUAAGCCACCGGCUUUAAAUAUCAGGCUGGGACAGUAUGACAAAUUAAAAGCCUGAUUUGAGGAAAGCCACAAGCAAGUUCUUUACCGUCUGAUACCAAGUUGGAAAGAUCGGAAAAUACAUGAUGGACACGGGAAAGUGUGUAGAUAUUUGUAUGUUGUAUGGUUUGAUGCAAAAAAGGGAAAGUCAAGAUGAAAUAGAAUGUAAAGGGUUACUUUAACCCUUCCAACAUAUGGAACGUUGAUGAUGGACGAUUCUAAAUAACCCUGGAUUCUGUUAAAUUAUAUUUUUGAGUGUUCAUUGCCAAUGAUUGUAUUUAUUCCUACAAUGCCUGCACUUUACAACUACAGCGUGGUUAAAGGUGCUAAAUUCAAAAUUCAGAGCAUAAAUAUAAGAGCAAACAACUAUUUGCAAUGUAAAGAAAUAGCUUAGUGGAAUAAUGGCGUCCUGAGCAGAGAAUUUAGUCGCUCUCCCUUUCUGUGUGUUGUAAACUGAGCUUCUCAGUGCUUUGUUUACAUAUCCUCCUUUUAGUGCAUGUGAGCCAUGUUAGUGCAUGUGAGCGUGCCCCACUGGCUAGCUUACGACCGCUGCUCUGCACCACUCCACUAUGGUGUUUAUAGCUGAUAACACCCUCCCGACCAUCAGCAAGAUUACCGUAGUUUAUACUGCAUUUCAAAAUGCUCCCAAUCUCGUAUUUUCCACCUUUAACCUUCCCGUUGUCUUAAGAGUCCAAAAUGGCUGCAUUCGUGUGCAUGAGUUUCACAGCAGAGAUAAAAAAAAAUGUUAGUAUUACAUUUGUGGACUUCCUGGCCUGAGCAUUAAAAAAGGUGAAUCUCUGUCCUCUGUACAUUUUUAGCUAUGGGAGAUUUCCAGCUGACCAAUAGGAAACUAUCAACGGGACUGUUCCUGUCAGCGAUGAUAAGCUCUGCAUUUGACAGUUGGUUGUUUUUCAUUUUGGCCCAGAUGAUGCGUUUCAAUCUCAAAAAAGACAAAAACUCUCCUGCACCUCCUCAUGGAAGUUAAUGACAUUUCCUUGCAUUUACUAUGAAGGUUCAAGCUUCUCUCUGCAAAAAAAUUGAAAUGUAACAAACCUCUUCAGUUGGCUUUCUGUGUUGUGAUUUGAUUUUAAUGUGGCAUUGACAAACAACUCAUUCAGUUAUUAAAGAAAAAAAGCUAACAAUCUUUUUAACAAAGGUUAAUUUAAUUAUGACAGAAAAUGUCAUUUUACUUUGUAAUUUUACUUUAAUUUUAAAUAUUCAACAAUCAGGGUACAAAGAUCACCUGGUGGUCCUUUUUGACAUAAAGAAAAUCUUUUACAGAUUAAAUUGAUUUAUAUCACAUAAUCUGUACAUAUUAGAUUCAACAUCAAAUAAUACUAUGAAAAUAUAAUAUAUAUACUAUUAAGCAUUGUAAAGAAUGAAAGAAAGAGGUAAGAGUAAGAGAAGUAAGAGAAGCAAAACAAAGCGCAGAGCGUGAAGCCCCUGCUAGAAGACUUGCAUGCCGUUCUGGCAUGUGUUAAGUAAAGAAAUACAAAGCCAUGGUGCUCAUGCUUCCUAAAAUAAUGUUUCCAAAAUAAUCAUAGCAAUAAUAUUAUGUCAGAAUAAUUAAAAUAUGUAAUAAUAAAAAAAAUUAACUAUCAUGUGUUUCAAAGUGAAAAUGAGGGGUGUUCACUGAAUAAACAGUAGAAUCGCUCUGCAAUGAGGAGAAGGUUGUUUGUUCAUGCUAAAUUUUAGAUUAAUUUUUUUAACCUUUUAUGCAAGGCAGGGUAAUGAAAAAGGAAGACAUCGGGAGGGUUAGGGGUUAAAGUUCAGUAACUAAUACACUUUGUUAAGGAAGGUUAGGGAGGGUGGUAAAGGUUCAUAAAAAAGAGCGUUAAUUGUUGGUCUGUAUGGAAAGGUGAGCUUCAGUCUCAGUCGAACAUGCUUCAUGUCCACACACCGCCCCGACCCCCACACCCUCACUCCCCAUCCACUCAUCCUCCGACUAUUACCUUUCAUGUUCGAAAGUCAAUGAAAUGAUCACAACACACAAAGCAACCCCAAACACGACACUGACAUAAACCAAAAGUGUUAUGGGUGAAAAUACUGUUAUGAAAUCAAAUCAGAGCUUGAAUUGUGUCAUAGUGAAAUGAAAGUCAUAUAUAUUAGCAAAAGAUUACUU